AUGCCCUGUCAACCCAAAUUCAGCAUCUGGCCUUCUGUACCUGUGGCCACUAACGCGAUCUUCCUUCUGCUGACCCCUAUCGCUGCCGGGUCUGGGCUACGGAGCCCUCUUGUGGGCUUCAUCGCUGCUUCCGGUUACCCAGAUGAUCCACUGGUCACGCAACAGUCAGCCGAGAAGAAAGCCGGAACGCCCGCUUUGAUGGGAUUUAGCUUGAGCUAUUGA
Molecule: messenger RNA, 222 nt
Organism: Penicillium chermesinum
Lineage: Eukaryota; Fungi; Ascomycota; Eurotiomycetes; Eurotiales; Aspergillaceae
Exons: 1
Coding region: 1-222 (73 amino acids)
Source: RefSeq, a predicted model, not a curated record